AUGGACGAACUCGUGUCAACCCUAACUUCGACUUCCCCUUUUGAAACGGGGACGACAUUCACCAAGACAAUCCACAGAGAGCCUUACUCGGCCAUUCUUCCUUCCCGCCAGGUGCUAUCUCAGAAUGGGCGUACGGUCCUCAUAACAGGUGGCUCUGCAGGUAUCGGCUUUGCUGUCGCCAAGAGCUUUGCUCAAGCAGGAGCAAAGCGCGUGAUUAUUCUUGGCCGUCGCCAAAAUAUUCUUAAUGAGUCUGUUGAGAAACUCAGGAAAGAGUAUAAAAACGUCCAGUUCAGUGGGUUCCAGAGCGACGUAGAUGACCUUGAGAGCAACGAAAAGCUAUGGAAGGGUUUUGAAGAGGAUGGUACUGUUAUUGACGUCUUGGUACUUAACGCUGCUCAGAUGUUUGCUCCUGGCUCUAUUCUAGCGACAGGGAGGGAUGCCGUAUGGAAGGGCUUUACUACAAAUACCCUCUCGUUAUUAGACUUCGCUGGGAGGUUUUAUAACCAGAAUAAUAGUAAGGGGCAGCAAAAGUUUCUCAUCAACGUUUCUAGCGAGGGCAUCCACAAUUUUCACAAGUCAGGGUUAUAUCCUGCUUACAGUGCUAGCAAAAAUGCGGGAACGCUUUUGAUGCAGCUAAUUGCUAAAGACACAUCUCCUGAGGACAUGCAAGUUAUUAGCUUUCAUCCAGGGUUGGUUUGGACAGAGGCGUUCAAGAACGGUGGCGUUCCAGAGGACAUGUUUGAUUUUGACGAUGUCAUGCUGGCUGGAAACUUCGCUGUCUGGGCCGCUUCUGAGGAGGCGCGGUUCCUGCACGGCCGCUUCGUCUGGGCGAAGUGGGACGUCGAGGAGCUGAAGGGUGGCGAAAUAGGAGAGAAGAUACGGAAGAAUGAUCAUUACCUCAAGGUGGGCAUUGUUGGGCUCCAUCAGUAGGGGGAAUCUCUUGCUGGUGUUGCGAUGCUGCGGUCUCGCCGAUGUGACGGGAGCUUGUAGUUUAGCUGCGGAGGAGGGGGGUAUCAGACCAUUCGGGGAGUGAAUAGAUGUUGGUUCCCGGGCUCGACGCAAAAAAGCCCUUCAGAACCCUGAGCUAUUCCCCUCUCUCUGCCGCCCGAGAUCGCACUAAGAUAACGUCUAAUAUUGAAUAGACUCAAAAAGAUGUUUGUAACCUAUACAGAUGAAGCGGAUUCAGGUGGAAUUCUUCCCAGCAGGGUGUCUUUUUUUCC
Molecule: messenger RNA, 1220 nt
Organism: Colletotrichum navitas
Lineage: Eukaryota; Fungi; Ascomycota; Sordariomycetes; Glomerellales; Glomerellaceae
Product: short chain dehydrogenase
Exons: 3
Coding region: 1-930 (309 amino acids)
Cellular component (GO): cytosol
Molecular function (GO): oxidoreductase activity
Source: RefSeq, a predicted model, not a curated record